AUGAGCUGUCACCGCUCACCCCAUUUCUUCCUCGCUUCCCCGUUCCAUUCUCAUUCGUAUUCAUCAAUAACGUCCCCGAUUCCGCAGUGGUUCGCCCAAUUUCUUCGCCCGCCAUGGCGAACACCUCAAAUCCUCUCCCUGCUCCAGAGGCCGUGCUGGUGCUGGUCUCAUCCCUCGCGGACGAAUCUUCGCUUGUUCGCGAUGCCUCCGUCUCCGCACUCAAGGAAAUCGCACCACUGCAUCCUCUUAUCGUACUUGACUGCUGCUGCGCUGUCUCGAGAGGUGCACGCCGGCGGUUUGCAAAUAUGGCCGGUUUGUUUUCAGUGAUGGCUUGUGCUGUGCGUGCCAUGGAUAAGAGAGACGUGGACCCUGCUCUAAUGACUAAGCUCGCAAAGAUUGCAACGGCUGAGAUAAUUACUUCAAAGGAUCUGGAUGCUGAGUGGCAAAGAGCUGCAGCUAGUUUACUUGUUUCGAUAGGAUCCCAUGUGCCUGAUUUGAUGAUGGAGGAAAUAUUUUUUCAUCUCUCUGGACCUAAUUCAGCUCUUCCAGCCAUGGUCCAAAUUCUUGCAGAUUUUGCUUCUGCUGAAGCUUUGAAGUUCACUCCUCGCCUGAAAGAUGUUCUUUUACGGGUGUUGCCCAUAAUUGGAAGUGUAAAGGAUAGUCAAAAACCAAUUUUUGCAAAUGCAUUUAAGUGCUGGUGUGAGGCUACUUGGCAGUAUAUUGGUGACUUUCCAUCACAUCCUGUGCUUGAUAGCGAUGUAAUAUCAUUUCUGAAUUCUGUUUUUGAAUUAUUGCUAAGGGUUUGGGCAAGCUCUCGGGACCUGAAGGUGCGCCUAUCCGCUGUAGAGGCCUUAGGGCAAAUGGUUGGUCUCAUCUCAAGAUCUCAACUAAAGGCAGCAUUACCAAAACUUGUUCCAACAAUAUUGGACUUGUAUCGUAAAGAUCUAGAGAUGGCAUUUCUUGCCUCAUGCAGUCUACAUAAUUUUCUUAAUGCCUGCCUAUUGUCAGAAAAUGGUCCUCCUCUGCUUGAUUUUGAGGAUCUAAAUAGCCUUUUGUCUACACUUCUUCCUAUGGCAUACAUUGGUAAUAACAAUGAUGAUCAUCCAGGUUUUUCGAAAGGACUAAAGGCAUAUAAUGAGAUUCAGCGUUGUUUUCUUGUUAUUGGUUCAGUUUAUCCGGAGGAUCUGUAUGCCUUCCUUCUGAGUAAAUGUCAGGCAAAAGAUGAACAUUUUGUGGUUGGAGCGCUCUGUACCAUAAAAAAUCUCUUGCCGAGGUUAUUGGAAGCUUGGCAUGCUAAAAGGAAUUUACUUAUUGAAGUUGUGAAAUCACUUUUAGUUGGGCAGAGUUUAGGUGUGCGAAAGGCACUUGCUGAGUUACUUCUUGUUAUGGCUUUGCAUUGUUACUUUGGCGGGAGUUCUGCAGAGUUUUUUAUCGAAUAUCUCGUUCGCCAUUGUGCUAUAUCAGAUGAUGAGAAAUAUUUGAAGCCCGCUAAUGAGAUCGUUUGGAAGGGAAAUCCCUUUCAGCCUUUCUAUAGAAAAAUUGAGGCGAAUAUAUCAGCUGUAAGUCCAGCCAAGUUGAAAGCUAUCUGUGAAAAAGGACUUAUUUUACUGGCUAUUACCAUUCCAGAAUCGGAGCAUAUCCUUUGGCCUUUCCUCUUAAAGAUGAUUAUUCCCAGGGAGUAUACAGGAGCUGUUGCGACAGUUUGCAAAUGCAUAUGUGAAUUGCACAAGCAUCAGUCAUCACUUGGAAGCACGUUGUUUAAUGGAUUUAGUUCACCAAAUCAAAUUCCCCACCCUGAGGAUCUCCUUGCACGAUUGGCUGUCCUGCUUUGUGACCCGCUUGCUCGGGAGCAGUUGGCAACUCAGAUUCUAACGGUAUUGUGUUGCUUAGGGCCACUGUUCCCCAAGAAUCUCAGUUUGUUUUGGCAAGAUGAGGUACCCAAAUUGAAGGCCUAUAUCAGUGACCCGGAAGACCUAAAGCAGGAUCUUUCAUACCAGGAGACAUGGGAUGAUAUGAUUAUCAAUUUCAUAUCGGAAUCUUUAGAUGUUGUGCAAAACACUGAAUGGAUCAUUUCAUUGGGCAAUGCUUUUGGAAGGCAGUAUGUGUUAUAUGUUGGUGAUGAUGAACACACUGCGAUGCUCCAUAGGUGCCUUGGCAUACUUCUUCAGAAAGUGGAUGACGGGCUCUAUGUACAUGAAAAGAUAGAAUGGAUGUAUGGACAUGCAAAUAUAUCAGUUCCUGUGAAUAGGUUGGGACUUGCUAAGGGCAUGGGAUUGGUUGCUGCUUCUCAUUUGGAUACUGUAUUGGAAAAGCUGAAAUCAAUCUUGGAUAAUGUUGGACAGUAUAGGUUCCAUAGGAUAUUUUCAUUCUUUUCCAAUAGAGCUAAGGUUGAAGAUGCUGACGAUAUACAUGCUGCACUAGCAUUGAUGUAUGGUUAUGCUGCCAUAUAUGCUCCGUCAACAAUUAUAGAAGCUAGAAUUGAUGCGCUUGUGGGUACCAAUGUGCUUUCACGACUUCUUCAUGUGCAGCAUCCUACAUCAAAGCAGGCAGUCAUCACGGCAAUUGAGCUGCUUGGCUGUGCAGUUAUUAAUGCUGCUGAAAUGGGUAUUCACUUCCCACUAAAGCGAAGAGACCAGCUACUUGAUUAUGUGCUAACCUUAAUGGGUACAGAAGAAACUAAUAGUUUUACCGAUUCUAAUAAUGAGCUUAUCCAUACUCAAAGCCUUGCUUUAAGUGCAUGUACAACUUUGGUUUCUAUAGAACCGAGGUUACCAUUGGAAACAAGAAAUCGUGUUUUGAAGGCUACAUUAGGAUUUCUUACUUUGCCUAAUGAACCCUCCGACAUAAUUGAUCCUCUAAUAAAAAACCUCAUUACUCUGUUAUGUGCCAUUCUGCAAACCAGUGGUGAAGAUGGUAGGAGUCGAGCAGAACAGCUCCUGCAUAUUCUUAGACAGAUAGAUGUAUAUAUUUUGUCUGCUGUAGAGCAUCAGAGAAGAAGAGGCUGUCAUACUGUGCAUGAAUUGCUUCUCAAGUUCCGGACUCUUUUUUCUGGCGGAAUAUGUGGACUUGGGUGUCAUUCCAGCUGCAUCCACAAUGCACAAAUUGAAAGGCCAAUGCAAAGAAACUUCUCGACUUUGCCAUCUGUGUAUGCAUUGCCAAGUCGGGACUCCUUGAGUCUCGGGGAAAGGGUUAUAACAUAUCUACCAAGGUGUGCAGAUGUGAGUUCAGAGAUUAGAAAAGUUGCAGUUCAGAUCUUAGGUCUUUUUUUCAGCAUAGCGCUAUCGCUUCCUUUAUCAGCUGGGUGUGAUGUAGAUCUAGAAUCAUCAUACAAUGCCUUGUCUUCUCUUGAAGAUGUAAUUUCCAUGCUUCGAAGGGAUGAAUCCAUUGAUCAAUCAGAAGUCUUCAAUAGAAUUGUCACAUCUGUUUGUGGUUUGUUAACAAAAGAUGAGCUUGUUAUCUCAUUGCAUAUGUGUACAUCGGCAAUAUGUGAUAAGAUCAAACAAUCAGCUGAUGGAGCUAUUCAAGCUGUGAUUGAGUUCAUUACUAUGAGAGGCAGUGAGUUAAAUGAAUCUGAUGUUUCAAGGACAACUCAGUCGCUACUUUUGUCUGCUUCAUUUGUAACUGAUAAGCAUUCACGUCAAGAAAUCCUUCAAGCGACAUCAUGUUUGGCAGAGUGCACUACUUCUCAUGUUGUCUUUAGUGAGGUCUUGGUUACUUCUGCUCGGGACAUCAUCACAAAAGAUGUAUUAAGGCUUCGAGGUGGUUGGUCAAUGCAAGAUGCAUUCUAUACAUUUUCCCAGCAUGUGGUGCUUUCAAGCCUGUUUCUGGAGUACAUCAUAUCUGUGCUAGAUCGUUCUCCUGCCCCUAAAGUAGAUAUAGAAAAGGGUGAAAGCAGCAACCAUUCAUCUGAUUCUCUGCUUGAUGGGGACUUACUGCUAGCAGCAUUACUAGGCCUGACGGCAUUCUUCAGAGGGGGUGGCAAGACUGGGAAGAAAUCAGUGGAACGAAAUUAUUCUUCUGUCCUUUGUGCGCUUACACUUCAACUGGGAAGUUGCCAUGGCCUGGCUGGUCUGGGUCAGCUGGAGCAUUUGCGUGUUUUAUUAACAGCUUUUCACUCAUUUUGUGAUUGUGUUGGUGAUUUUGAAAUGGGCAAGAUAUUGGCCAGGCAUGGAGAAAAUAAUGACAGGGAGAAAUGGAUUGAUGUUAUUCGUGAUAUUGCUUCCUGCAUCUCUCUAAAGAGGCCUAAGGAGGUCCAACCUAUAUGCACAAUUUUAAAUAAGGCUUUGAAGAGGUACCAAAAAUUACAAAGGGAAGCUGCUGCAGCCGCAUUGUCAGAAUAUAUCCGCCACAGUGAUGGAGUUCCUGCCCUUUUGGAACAGAUUGUUGAGGGGAUGUGUUUACAUAUGUCUGAUGAAUCUCCAAUUGUGAGAAGCAUGUGUUUGCGAGGGCUUGUCCAGAUACCAAAAUCUCAAAUGCCUCAUUACAUUCCACAAGUGCUUGGGGUUAUUAUAGCCUUACUUGAAGAUCAUGAUGAAGCAGUUCAAUUGACUGCUGUACAAUGCCUAUUGGCAGUUCUUGACUCGUCGCAUACUGAUGCCGUGGACCCUAUCUUGAUAAAUCUGUCUGUACGGCUACGAAAUCUUCAGAUCUCCACCAAUGCAAAGAUGCGUUCUACUGCCUUUGCAGCAUACGGCGCAUUAAGUGAAUGUGCCACAAGUACUCAAGGUCAGGCUUUCGUUGAGCAGGUCCAUUCCACUUUACCCCGUCUUAUUCUCCAUCUUCAUGAUGAUGACUCGAGAGUUCGUCAAUCUUGCCGGAAUACCUUCAAAAAACUUGCACCACUGAUAGGAGUGGAUGGCUUGUCUUCCCUCUACACCAAACCAUAUUUUAACUCGGAUUGUCGGAGUGACUACGAGGAUUUUUUGAGGGACUUAACCAGACAGUUGGGCCAAUUUUUAGCCGCUAAACUUGGUGCCUACCUGGCGGCAGUGAUCCAGUGUUUUGAUGCACCAUGGCCUACUAUUCAAGCAAAUGCCAUAUAUUUCUCCAGCUGCAUUCUCACUCUUCCGGAGGACCAGCGCACACCGCUACAUUAUCAUUUACAGGUACUUUCACUUCUUGUAGAAAUGAGUCAGUCCCCCGAUACGGUUGUGCGAGCAACCUGUUCGUUUUCGAUGGGACUUUUACUCAAGUCCUCUUUUCCCCAUAUAUGGGCUUUACCUACAGACCUUGAUAGAUCUGAUUCCUCAAGAAGUUCUCAAGAUUGAAGCUCUUUUAACUCAUACCUUUGUUUAGUCUUCUUUUCAAAUGUGGAAAGGUAUCUUUGUCCUCUGAUUGUGUGUGUUGUGUUUAUUAUCUCUUAGGGUGUGAUGUAAACUGUUGUAUUGAGUUGUAUAUUUAUCAGGAAUGUAAUAAAUGAAAAACAAAUGAAGAGAUCAGAGAAUAUAUCAUGGCCAUUUUCGCCGGCAUGUGAUUUAGAGAGUGGUGGCUUAGAAGAAGAUUUAUUAGUAUUUUUUUUUUUAUUUUUGAAUGUAUGGUU
Molecule: messenger RNA, 5539 nt
Organism: Phalaenopsis equestris
Lineage: Eukaryota; Viridiplantae; Streptophyta; Magnoliopsida; Asparagales; Orchidaceae
Product: protein SHOOT GRAVITROPISM 6
Cellular component (GO): cytoplasm
Source: RefSeq, a predicted model, not a curated record